AUGGCCGACACCAAUCCUGCCGACCAGGCUGCCGACGGCGUCGCCAAGCUCUACCUCGACGAGGUCACUGGCGAGCACGUCUCCAAGACCGAGCUCAAGAAGCGCACUAAGACUCGUGAGCGCGAUGCCGCAAAGAAGGAGAAGGCUGCUGCCAAGGGACCUGCUCCCACCUCACAGAAGAGCGCCGAGUCCGCUGAGAAGGACCUCACCCCCAACCAGUACUUCGAGAUCCGUUCACGAAUCGUCAGCGACUUGCACACACAAGGCAAGGCUUAUCCUCACAAGUUCGAGGUCACCUACGACAUCCGCAACUUCGCAGACGAGUUCAAGCACCUGAAGAAUGGCGAGUCGGCCAAGGAGAAGACAAUCCAGCUGGGUGGACGUGUCUUUGUUCGCCGAUCUGCUGGCAGCAAGCUCUUUUUCUACGAUCUCCGCUCCGACAACGCCAGGUUGCAGAUCCUCGCCCAGGCGGACAACGCCGACCCCAACGCCCCCAGCUUCGAGGAGCAGCACGUCAACCUGCGCCGUGGUGACAUCGUCGGUGUCCGUGGUUACCCCACCCGGACAAACCCUCAGAAGAAGCAAGGCGAGGGCGAGUACUCUGGCGAGCUGUCUAUCGCUGCUACAGAGGUCAUCCUGUUGUCCCCAUGCUUGCACCAGAUCCCCGACGAUCACUAUGGAUUCAAGAACCCCGAGCAGCGCUUCCGACAGCGUUACUUGGAUUUGAUGAUCAACGAGAAGGCGCGCAAUGUCCUGAUUACCCGUUCCAAGAUCGACUCUUAUAUCCGCCGCUACUUCGACGACCGCGGCUUCAUCCACGUUCAGACCCCCAUGCUGAACACCAUCGCCGGAGGUGCCACAGCCAAGCCUUUCAUGACGCACCACAACGAGCUCAACAUGGACAUGUAUCUGCGUGUGGCGCCUGAGCUGUACCUGAAGCAGCUGGUCGUUGGUGGGCUGAACCGCGUGUACGAGCUUGGCCGUCAGUUCCGUAACGAAGGUAUGGAUCUCACCCACAACCCUGAAUUCACCACGUGUGAGUUCUAUAUGGCAUACGCCGAUAUGUAUGACAUUAUGAACAUGACCGAGGAGCUGGUCUCGGGUCUUGUCAAGGCCAUCACCGGCGGAUACGUGACCACUUACCACACUGCCAAGGGCGAGAAGCGCGAGAUCAACUGGGAGGCGCCAUGGCGACGCAUUGAGAUGAUCCCCUCCCUCGAGGAACUCACGGGUGAGAAGUUCCCGCCGUCCGAGGAGUUGCACACAGCCGAGACUGGCGAAUUCUUGAAGAAGGUGCUGGCCAAGACUGGUGUUGAGUGCCCUCCUCCAUUGACCAACCCGCGCAUGUUGGAUGCCCUCGUCGGCCACUUUCUCGAGGACCAGUGCAUCAACCCCACGUUCAUCCACGGUCACCCCCAGAUGAUGUCGCCGCUCGCUAAGUCGGACCGCAACAAGCCCGGUCUCUGCGAGCGUUUCGAGGCGUUCGUCUCGCAGAAGGAGAUUUGCAAUGCAUACACCGAGUUGAACGUCGCUUCUGAGCAGCGCCUGCGUUUCGAGGAGCAGGCUCGCCAGAAGGACCAGGGUGACGAUGAAGCACAGCUGAUUGACGAGACCUUCUGCCGUGCUCUUGAACACGCGCUACCACCCACUGGCGGUUGGGGAAUGGGCAUUGACCGCAUGGUCAUGUUCCUCACCGACAACUGGAGUAUCAGGGAGGUCCUGGCGUUCCCCACGAUGAAGCCCGAGUCGCACGGGCCCGCGGCGGUAGCGGAGUAG
Messenger RNA from Emericellopsis cladophorae, 1776 nucleotides. Its product is annotated as Lysine--tRNA ligase. Gene Ontology annotation, molecular function: ATP binding; tRNA binding; lysine-tRNA ligase activity. Gene Ontology annotation, cellular component: cytosol; cytoplasm. The transcript is spliced from 4 exons. Gene Ontology annotation, biological process: lysyl-tRNA aminoacylation. The coding region runs from base 1 to 1776 and encodes 591 amino acids. The record is from RefSeq and is a predicted model, not a curated record. Lineage: Eukaryota; Fungi; Ascomycota; Sordariomycetes; Hypocreales; Bionectriaceae.